GAAAUAAACAUUCAGCUGCUCCGAAGGAUGAAGAUGCUACUCAAAGGAAAGCAGCUCUGGAGGCUGCUAUGAGAAAAAAGAUUGAAUUUGAGAAAAAAGCAUUGUAUAUUGUUGAACAACUCCUGGAAGAGAACAUUACUGAAGAGUUCCUUCUGAAUUCUGGAAAAUUUAUUACUCCAUCUCACUAUAAAGACAUUGUUGAUGAACGGUCUAUCAUCAAACUAUGUGGUUAUCCUCUAUGUCAAAAUAAACUGGAAAAUGUGCCAAAACAGAAGUACAGAAUUUCAACAAAAACAAACAGAGUUUAUGAUAUCACUGAAAGAAAGUGCUUUUGCAGCAACUUUUGCUAUAGAGCAUCUAAAUAUUUUGAAGCUCAAAUUUCCAAAAGUCCAGUAUGGAUGCGAGACAAAGAAAAACCACCAGACAUAGAGCUGCUGAAGGAGGGACAGAGUGGACAGUCUGGAGAAGAGGUGAAACUAUGUGAUGAAGUAAUUAAAGCUUCUGACAUUGAAAAUCCUAGGAUAUCUUCAAAUCCAUGUGAAUUUGGUUCUCAUGACACAGCCAGUGACAUUAGUAGUGACACUGAACAAGAAUUUGUUUCUUCUGUCCUACCAGGAAGUCAGUCAAGUUCAGCCAGUUUUGCACAGCAAUUGCACACAAACAGCAUCCUCAAAAAGAAGCAUGCUCAGAAAGUUUAUUCCAACUCUAAAACUGAAGACUCAGAUGUGGUAGAAGCCACUGAACGACUAUCUAAUUGUACAUUAGAUGCUCAGGAAGAAAUGUGUGCUUGCUCUGCUCAUAACAAAAUAACUGCAAAGCCUUCCAAAAAUACUACUCUAGGAAGAUCACGUGCUUCAGAAAACUAUGAAAACACCUGUAGUGGUUCACAGAUAGUUUUUCUAGGUGUGAGCAAAAGAGGGGCAGAACAUCUUAAAAGAACACUAGCUAAUUCAAAAGAACAUAAAAAAACUGAACUGAGGGAUGCAGUUAAUUCCAAAGGCAGUUUAUUAGAAGUGCUUAAGCAAACACUUAUGGAAUGGAGAACCGAGGAAACUUUAAAAUUUCUCUAUGGCUCAAACUACACUUCUUUAUGCUCAUCAGAAUGCGUAUCGUCUGCCAACCAGGAGAAUGAAGAACUUGAUGAGGAUGACUUAGAUACAGCUGAUGAUCUUAACACUGUUUCUGUAGGGGAGUCUGAAAACGGUUUGAACUAUUCUUUGCCUUUCACAAGCCCAGGUGGAAUAGUUAAGCCUGUGCCUAGUUACGAAAAGUUAAAAGAAGAAACAGAGUUCCUAGAACUCCGAGUAAAAGAGUUCUAUAAAGGAAAGUGCAUCUUGGCUGAAGAGGCGGUGGCACAUGCAGAAGCAGAGGAACAUCAAAGCAAAGACAAAGAUGAUCAACAGGAAGAUCUCACCUUCCCACUUGUUGAUUCAAAUGCACAAAUGCAGAUUAGAAAGCGAAUUGUCCUUGAAAAACUGAGAAAAGCAUUACCUGCAGUUUUGGGCCCUCUUCAGAUUACUCCAGGUGAUGUUUACACAGAGCUAAAAAAUCUUGUCAAAACUUUCCGGUUAACAAACAGAAAUAUUAUUCACAAAAUGGCUGAAUGGACUCUAAUUGCUAUUGUUUUGUUAUCCGUGUAAGUACCCU
Molecule: messenger RNA, 1647 nt
Organism: Fulmarus glacialis (Northern fulmar)
Lineage: Eukaryota; Metazoa; Chordata; Aves; Procellariiformes; Procellariidae
Gene: RPAP2
Product: RNA polymerase II associated protein 2
Exons: 10
Cellular component (GO): nucleus; cytoplasm
Molecular function (GO): RNA polymerase II CTD heptapeptide repeat phosphatase activity; RNA polymerase core enzyme binding
Source: RefSeq, a predicted model, not a curated record